AUGCACAUCAACACAUUUCUCAUUUUAUUAGCAACCACGUUUUUCGGCCUUAUUUCUGUAACAAACGGAAUUUCAUGUCGUAAUCCUGGUGGAUACGAAGGCCGAAAGGUUUGCGAUCAGUUUGGUGGCCAAUGUGGUCAAUGUGUAAGUUUUGUCAAAGUGUGCACUGGUGAUCAGCGUGCUACAUGGCAAUGGAAACAAGGAGCAAAGGUUCGUAACGCACCAAUCUCAUAUGGUACAGGAAUCGCCACAUUCCGUAACGGUCAAUAUUCUGGCCAUGCUGCUAUUUAUGUUGGUCAAAACAGUAACGGUAUUCAAGUUUGGGAUCAAUGGGUUGGUCACCUUGUUUCAUCGCGAACUAUUCGUUGGAAUGGCAAUGGAAUUUCUAACAAUGGUGACAGUUUUUAUGUAAUUGAAUGA
Rotaria socialis is the source of this 420-nucleotide messenger RNA. NCBI's taxonomy places the organism in Eukaryota, Metazoa, Rotifera, Eurotatoria, Philodinida, Philodinidae. The record is from the annotation of a GenBank genome assembly.